AUGGGACGGUCUUUGGUAUUGGAUGCUACUUACGGGGACACGAUAGCCCACUUUCACAUCCAGCUUUCUUUCCUUUGGAAGAGACUCUUGAAAGAAGGAAGUUGGCGCCUAGUACAUAGUAACAUCCCUAGCUACAUAAAACGAGCGUUAAAUGAAAAGAAUCGAUAUAAAAUGGCGCCGAAAGCAACGAGGCACAUCACUAACCUGACUCUUCCGGAAGUUGUGGAGAAAAUUAAGAAGAUCACGCUGUCUUUAAAUCAACAUGCAAAGAAAAAUGGAUAUUUUGUUGAUUAUAACUUCCGUAUAAUUGAUAAGGACUAA
This is a messenger RNA of Pieris macdunnoughi, 321 nucleotides long. Lineage: Eukaryota; Metazoa; Arthropoda; Insecta; Lepidoptera; Pieridae. The record is from the annotation of a GenBank genome assembly.